UAAAAAAAAAGAAAGAAAGAAAGAGAAAGAAAAUAAUGCCUGCCAGUAGUGAAAAGAUCGCGCGCGCGUGUGUGUGUGUGCAUGUGUGUGAGUGAGUGUGCGCGUGCGUGUGUUUGUGUGUGUGUGUGUUGGAAUGGAAUGCAGUUACGAAAAGCGAGAGAGGAAGAAAGAGAAAAAAUAAAAUUCAUAAAUAAUUGAGAGCGUGUGUAACAAAAAAAAAAAAAAGAAAAACAACGCCCGCGCGCGUCUUAGCAGCUGCUUGGGAAAGGGAAAACCAAGGAAACAAAUUAACCAAAAGAAAAAAUUGGUCACUCCCCGUAACCCUGAACCAACGCCCCACUCCCCCCCUCGACAUUUAGACAAGAUGUCAAAUCUGCCACAAACACAGGCUCAUCACCUGCAGCCACAUCCGCAACAUCCGCAGCAUCUGCUCCAUCAUCAUCAGCAACAGCAACAACAGCAGCAGCAACAACAACAACAACAACAUGGACACCACAAUCACAGUGAUUUUCCCUUGCCUGAUGGCUGGGAUAUAGCCAAGGAUUUUGAUGGCAAAACUUAUUAUAUAGAUCACAUAAACAAAAAGACCACAUGGCUGGAUCCCAGAGAUCGAUACACAAAGCCGCAAUCUUUUGAGGAUUGUGUAGGAGAUGAACUGCCAGUGGGUUGGGAAGAGGCCUAUGAACCGAAUAUUGGACGCUAUUAUAUCAAUCAUAUAGCCCAAAGUACACAAUUGGAGGAUCCGCGACAGGAAUGGAAGAGUGUACAGGAGCAAAUGUUAAGUGAUUAUCUAUCGGCGGCCCAGGAUCAAUUGGAGAAUAAACGAGAGAUGUAUGAUGUGAAGCAGCAACGAUUGCUUUUGGCUCAAGAGGAAUACAAUCAUCUCAACAAAUUGGCGGCUAGUCGCAGUAGCUUAUGUUCGUCUUCGAGUUCUAUGAGCAGACACGAUCCAGAACUAUUGCGGGCCGAUCUUAUGUUAGCCCGUGAACGGGUACGUCAACUCAAACAGGAACUGAAUCAUAUUACCAAUGAUAUAUCCCACACGGAAAGGGGCAUGAAUACCCUCUAUUCGGUGGGUGAGAAGAUCAAUGCGAGAGAGAAUGGUUGCUAUGACAUUGCCGAAGUUCAGGCCAUUCGCGAGGAGAUGCUCAAGGUGCACAAAUCGCUGGUAUCCGGCGAGAAGGUGCGUGAGGAGCUAAUGCGUAGUUUGGUCCAGAUCAAGAAUGAGCUCAGCCGCCAGCAGAUGAAUGAGGAAAAUGCUGAUCUUCUCAAUGCCGCCUCGCCCUUCGAUCGGGUGUGUGUGGCCAGCCAAACCGAUCUGUGUGGGGCUGGAGAGAGUCUCAAUGGUGGUGCCCGAUUUGCUGAAAUGGCCAAAACCAAACUACAGUAUGCUGAAUGGCGUAAGCAUAUCAAGAAACUGCAACAACAACUGGCCGAUCAUGUGGAACGCAUUGAACCUGGUCAGUUGGAAUCGGACAAGGAUCGCAUUCUGUUGAUCCAAGAGAAGGAGAAACUGCUAAAUGAUCUGAAUAGCAUUUCACUCAAGUCACGCAGCCUGGAGGAGACUCAAGUGAUACAGCAGACCAGACAGAAGCUCGAGGAUGACCUGAAAGAGGCCUAUGAGGCCAAUAACACCUGCAUUGCCAAUCGUCUGCGCUUCCAUGAGGAGAAACAACAUCUCUUGGAUAAACUGCAAGAGGCUCUCAAGUCCACUAAAUUGCUGGAGGAACGUCUCAAGUCCUUCUCAUCGGAGAGUACCUUCUCGAUUAGUAGCGGCAGCAGUCUUGGCUCUCUCUCCACGGCCAGCAGCAAGAGUGCUUUAAGCUUUACGGACAUUUAUGUGGAUCAUUUUGCCGUGGAUUCGCCCAUCGAUGUGGUGGAUCUGCAGCGUCGUUCACAGCGUUUCUUCCAGCAGCAGCAGCAACAACAGCAACAUAGAUUGCCUCCAGUUCACGGCCAUCCUGUCCUGCAACAGCAACAAUCCUCGGAGGUUUCUCUAUCACCGCGUAGCAGCUUGUCAAUGGAAACGCCGCCCGCUUCGCCAAUGAAAUACAAUGCCGGGGCCGAUCAGCCUCAGCUACCGCCUGCCGCCGCCUCCCUUGCUCCUCCGAAAGAGGAGCCCACAUAUGCCAAUGCGUUACCCGCCCCUCCCGCCUACACAGCACCGCCGCCUGCUCCCAUUGCCGCGGUUCGAGCCCCCCAUGCCUAUGAUUUGGACUCUACGGUUCUCGAUUGCAUGAUAUUGGAGGCGAAACUGAAAAAACUAAAUCUAAACUCGCCUCUCAAUUUGGCUGCACCCCUCUCUCCAAUCUCGGAGAAGCCAUCCCUGUUGGAUCUGCCGCAGGAGAUGCUAAGUCGCUCCUCAUCCACAUCGAAUACACGUUCCGUUUCGGCGGCCGUCAGCAAUGAAUCCGUAGCCGGUGAUUCGGGAGUCUUUGAGGCAUCCCGUGCCCAUUUGCCGCGACGCGAAUUGGCCCAAGUUCAGAUUGGUUUGAAAUAUCUUAAGCAAGAAGGUGUCCUUGUGGUUUCCCUUGAGCGGGCCAACAAUUUAUUGGCCUUGUGGACAGCUUCCUCGGACAAUUCCCAGGUUUAUCUGCGUGCCGCCUUGCUACCCAAUUCCCUGACUUCCAUACGGACCAAGGCCCUGGGUGAUUUCCAGAAGCCCGUCUUCAAUGACACAUUCGCGGUGCCCAUUUCAUUGGAUAAAUUGCUUACCAAGAGCCUGCAGGUCACUGUGGUCUCUAUGACGGGCCAAAAGGAGGAAAUUAUUGGCACUGUGCAAAUCAGCAUGGCCGAAUUCAAUCCAGAUGAUUCAACUUUAAAGUGGUACAAUGUGCUUAGCUCCAAGUUCAUGCCGAGCUUCGAGUCGCUUGACAUUCCUUCCACAAGCGCAGCAGCUGCUGCCGCUGCUGUUGCGGCAAAUAACACAAACGCAAUGAACAGUAACAGCAACAACAAUCGUGAGGAAUCCUCAGAUGAGUCCACCAUUACGUCAUCGCAGACAUCGACCCUGACGCGCAAUCAGGCACCACCCUUGGAACUGCAGGCGCAAAUAGCCGAGGAACUGCCAGAGCAUGUCCGACUCAAUGAACAAGAAUGCAGCGAUGACGAUGACGACGACGAUGAUGAUGACGAUGAGGAAGAAGAGGAUGAACAGCAACUCAUUGGCACCGAAGAGUUGACAAAUUCAAGCGGUAUGCUAGAUACUUAUCUAAAGAUUAUGAAGCAACAAUAUGCCGAUAAGGAAACAAACACCGAGUGUGCCUUCCCACCAGAAAAGUCACGUGCUCAAUCUCAACUGUUGGACGACAGGCCAGUGAAACGUUCACAGACCUUUACUCCCUCGGCGGCGGUUAGCAAGAGUCGUUACAAUUGUCGUCUAAAUCGCAGCGAUUCGGACUCUGCCAUGCACUUUGGUGUCACCCCACAUACCUUCCAUCGCGGGGCAGCUGAGCGACGUUCCCUGCGCUUCCAUACCAAGGCCCCCAAAACAGCAACAAAAUUGCAUCAUACUCAUAUACCGCGCACCAGUUUGGAUCUGGAACUGGAUCUGCAGGCUCAGCACAGUAAACUUUUCUUCCUCAAUGAUCAAAUUGCCAAAUUGCAAAACCUCAAGGAUGUUUUGCAAAAGGGAUGCGAAAGCAAGGAUCCACUUAUUGCGGCAUGGGCCAUUGAAAAUGAAGAGUUCCAGCGUCUUGUGGCACGCGCUGAUCCCGCCAAAUGCCCAGAAGAGCGUCAGCUGCAAAAGCUUCUAAUGAAAACCGCCAAAGAAAUACAUAAAUUGCGGAAGACCAAGGUACCCAAAGGAUGUCCCGAUUUGGUCUCGUUCAAAGAGAAAAUUACAUUUUUCACACGUAAGGGCCUAUCGGUGCCCGAGCUGCCUAGCGAAUUCAUAUUGGCCGAUGGAGAUGCCAUCGAGGAAGAGGAGGAAGAGGAUGAUAAUGCUGCUGAGACGGCCAUUGCCAUUAAUACGGCAUUGGUAGCCAGUAGCAAUAGAAAUAAGAAUCUCAGUGAGCAUCACCAUCGAGCAGCAUGCAACAGUGGUGCAGUGCCAAAGCGUUCUGCCACGCCUACUCCUAUCACAGCUGCCACAACUGCUGAUGCUUCUGCUUCUUCUGCUCCUGCCACAGCUGCUGUUGCACCAACAACUGCGGCAACUGUUAGCGAUGAUAAGCCAGAUCAGCAGCGUUUCGACUACGUCGUCGAUCGCAAUUAUGGUGUUGAGGUAUAGCCCACCUAACAUCGCCUUCCCACCCUCGCUGUACAUUUUUGUAAUUAGUUUAGUAUUUAUUUUUUAAUAAGCAACAAGUAUUUAUAUAUGUAUAAAAUGAAGAAAACAAAAACAAAAGAAACGAGAAAAAAAAUCAACUGAUGUAACAAAAAUCUGUGCCUUAUAGAGAACGUGUUGGACUACCCAAUCCAGCCAAGAAUUAAACAAAAGAAUUAUGCAACAAAUGAUAUAUAUAUAUAUAUAUGUACACAAAUACACACACACACACACGAAUAUAUCAUGCAUUAUGCUAUGUAUUAGUUUUAAACCCUGUACUCUUAAGUUUUAUGUAUAAAAUAAUGAAUCCAUAGUCUGUUAUAUAAAUUGACCCCAUUUCCCAUGCCCAACCCACUGAUGACCACUAAAUAAGAAAAUUUAGACCCUGCCCCUUAACUUUAGCACGCACAUUGCGUGUCCCCCCUACCCAGCCCCACGCCCAAAAAAAAAGAUACCUUGAAAAUUCAUAUUGAAACCAACUGUAUUCCUGAGACUUGAGCAAAAAAAUAUACGAAUGUUAAUGAA
Drosophila willistoni is the source of this 4792-nucleotide messenger RNA. RefSeq names its product protein kibra (gene kibra). Lineage: Eukaryota; Metazoa; Arthropoda; Insecta; Diptera; Drosophilidae. Gene Ontology annotation, biological process: cell migration; negative regulation of organ growth; regulation of DNA-templated transcription. The coding region runs from base 365 to 4231 and encodes 1288 amino acids. The transcript has 9 exons. The record is from RefSeq and is a predicted model, not a curated record. Gene Ontology annotation, molecular function: molecular adaptor activity; kinase binding. Gene Ontology annotation, cellular component: cytoplasm.